AUGCCUUCUUCUCCCGAGCCUGUUCUCAAAUUCGACUCGAUCGAAGACACAAUUGAAGCAUUCAAGAAUGGCGAAUUUAUCAUUGUCCUUGACUCGCAAGAUCGUGAAAAUGAGGGCGAUCUCAUCAUCGCUGCCGAAUCCAUCACAGAUGCCCAGAUGGCCUUCUUGGUCCGCUAUACGAGUGGCCUCAUUUGCGCCCCUAUUACGCCCGAAAUCGCCAGCCGCCUGAGCUUGCCUCAAAUGGUGGCCGCGAACGCCGAUCCCAAGGGAACUGCCUACACAGUUUCCAUCGACUCGAGCGACCCAUCCGUUACAACUGGUAUCUCAGCACAGGAUCGCUCGCUCGCAUGCCGAACACUCGCCUCUCCAACUGCCCAAGUUGAUGACUUCCGGAGACCGGGCCACAUCAUUCCUUUGCAGGCAAAGGCUGGUGGUGUGCUUGAGAGAACAGGACACACAGAGGCAGCAGUUGACUUCUGUCGCUUGGCUGGCAAGUCUCCGGCAGGUGUGAUUGCGGAGUUGGUGGAAGACGGCGAGACCGUCGAUGGUGUUGCGGAGAUCCGUGGGAGUAACGGAAUGAUGAGACGUGAUGGAUGCCUGAAGUUUGGAAAGAAAUGGGGUCUCAAGGUAUGCACCAUUGAAGAUCUUGUUGCGUACCGUGAAAAAACAGAGGGUGUCGCAGUCACCAAUGGGAAGCACUGA
Aspergillus wentii DTO 134E9 is the source of this 702-nucleotide messenger RNA. Its product is annotated as 3,4-dihydroxy-2-butanone-4-phosphate synthase RIB3. Gene Ontology annotation, biological process: riboflavin biosynthetic process; aerobic respiration. Bases 1 to 702 code for a protein of 233 amino acids. The record is from RefSeq and is a predicted model, not a curated record. NCBI's taxonomy places the organism in Eukaryota, Fungi, Ascomycota, Eurotiomycetes, Eurotiales, Aspergillaceae. Gene Ontology annotation, molecular function: 3,4-dihydroxy-2-butanone-4-phosphate synthase activity. Gene Ontology annotation, cellular component: mitochondrial intermembrane space; cytosol. The transcript is spliced from 3 exons.